AUGGAGCCGAACAACGAGCAGGGUGGCGCCGCCUCGUCCAAGCCCACCGCCGACCUCGAAGGCGGCCUCCACGCGAUGCGGCUCGGCGAUCCCUCCUCGCCGCGACUGCAGCCGCACCAGCCUGCGGCCACCUCUUCGCUGCUGCUCGACCCGCAGCAGGUGCUCGCGCCGCCUGCGCCGCCCGUCGAGCGGCCGCCUCCGCACGUGCCCCAGUCCCCGCCGAGAGAGCUCGCGCCGACCGCGACGACGCCCGACAUGCGGCUGCUGCCGCACCAGCACCAGUCACAACCGGAGGCGCGGAGCUACGGCGGCGUCGAGCCCUCCCCAGCCGACCGCAUCCAAAGCAACUUGGGCAACUGGCUGAUCUCGAACGCCCCGGCCGCGCCCACCCCAUCGGUGGCGCCGGAGCGGAGCAAGCUGAGCGCCAGCGCCGAAGCGUUCCACCCCACCUCCAUGCCCAACCUCUCGGUAGUGCAGUUGCCGCAUGCACUCGACGCGUACCACCCAUCCGCCCUUCUCGGAUCGCUGCGCGCUGACGCGGCUCUCUUCCGAUUGACGCGGGAGCAUGUCCGGGCUCGCCUACUUCGCCAAGGCACGUUGGAUGCGUAUCUUCUGAUGUCCCCGGAGUUUUCGCCGCACGUGGUCCGCCUGCUUGAGGAGCGCGACGAGACGAUGCGGCGGUGCGUGCUCGCCAAGGUCAAGCCCUUCGUGCACACGGUCAUGUGGACCCGCGAGGGGCACGCUGUGUUCCGCGAGCUGCUGCGCGCCUGCGAGGGGCGCUUCGACGAGCUCGAGGGCAUCGUCCAGGCCGCGUGCAACCGCAAGGGCUUUCUGAUGAUCGUCGUCCAGCAGAGCCUCGGGGUGAUAGCUCUGAAGGAGCUCAUCAGGGUAGUGGCGCUGAGACCUCAACUGCGCGUGACGCUCCUCACCGCGCUCUUGAAUGAAUGCCUGAUGGAGCAGAGCAAAGGUGAUGUGCUGCUUCACCAUUGCUUCAUCGUUCUGCCUCACGAGGAUUGCAAGACUAUCAUCCAGGUCGCCGUCGCUUCCAUUGACGCGAUGCUAUGUUUUCCGAUGGGGUGCUACUGCCUGUUGGUGUGCUUGUGGAACGCAACAGACGGCGAGCUCCAGGAUCUCGAGGACAAGAUCUUGAGGCGGGUCAGCGUGAUCGCCACGUAUCAAUGCGGCACCAACUUCCUGGAGUAUGCCCUGACGUUCGGCAGCGAGGAGCUCAAGGUGCGCAUCGCGAAGCGCGUGGCGGAGAACAUCGUGGACCUGUCCGGGCACAGGCUGGGCUACUGCGUGGUACAGGCGUGCUUCCGCCUGACGAGGUCCGUCGAGGCGGUGGAGUGCGUGCUCUCCGCGUUCCUGCUCCUGCGCCCCAGCGAGCUGGAGGCGCUGGUGCGAGGCCCGCACUCCAACUCCGUCCUCGCGGCGCUGCUCGACACGGGCAAGCGCUACUCUCCGAAGCUCGCGGAGGAUCUGGCGAAGCGGAUCGAGGCGCUGCCGGCGGCGGUGCUGCAAGUGGAGGAUGCGCAGCUGUGGCUGUUGAUGUGGGUCAUCGAUAGGCUGUUCCACUAG
Molecule: messenger RNA, 1578 nt
Organism: Panicum hallii
Lineage: Eukaryota; Viridiplantae; Streptophyta; Magnoliopsida; Poales; Poaceae
Exons: 5
Coding region: 1-1578 (525 amino acids)
Biological process (GO): post-transcriptional regulation of gene expression
Cellular component (GO): cytoplasm
Molecular function (GO): mRNA binding
Source: RefSeq, a predicted model, not a curated record